Molecule: messenger RNA, 1817 nt
Organism: Owenia fusiformis
Lineage: Eukaryota; Metazoa; Annelida; Polychaeta; Sabellida; Oweniidae
Source: the annotation of a GenBank genome assembly
GCAAAGCUAAGCACAAACUUGAGGUUGUUUAUAUUCAUCCAUGUAGCUAGAAGUGCUUACUGAUAUUUCUGACUGUGAAUUAGACACUGUUACACGUACAGUAGCCAAGUAACCAGCAAGAAAAACAGAAUGAAUACGAAUUAUAUCAACCGUCUUUGAAACGUUUGUGACAUUGGAAUCUGACAAUGAAAUCUUAAUGAAGAAACGAAAAGUAAAGGAUUUCCACUCAAGGCUCUCGUUAUAUAGAAGUGAGUGCCUGUGUGGUUGACAAUGGUGAACCCAUUCCAUUUGAUGCCGGGCCCAAAGGUUUGGCCCAUCUUUGGAUGUGGACUCAACUACUCUAAGUUUGGUAAAUACAGUUUCGAGCGAUUACAUUUAGCUAAGAUAGACUACUAUAAACGAUACGGGAAUAUCUAUAGGGAACGUCUUGGGCCCAUGUGGAUCGUUAACCUGUUUAGUCCGGAUGAUAUGGCUAAGGUAUUCAGGGCGGAGGGGAGAUACCCUAACAGACCAGCGCUGCCCAUUGUGACGGCAGGGCACAAGCACGAUGGUAUACGACUGGGGCUUGGAUCAUUGGGUGGCAAAGAAUGGCACAAAUUGAGAACUUCUAUUACUAAGAUAAUGAUGAGACCAAAGGCUGCGACUCUGUACCUUCCCGCGCAAAAUAAAGUUGCAGACGACUUUGUGCAAUUCCUGAAAGAAUCUCGAAAUGAAAAGAUGCAAAUCCCUGACUUUUACAAUCAGAUAUUGAAGUAUACGAUGGAAUCGAUAGGAACUGUAUGUUUCAACACCCGAUUGGGGACUCUCUCACAUGACCUCAAGGCUGAUUCCGAAGCAUAUAAAAUGGUGAUGGGAUCGGCAGCUAUGUUUGACGGUGUUGUACGAACAACAUAUGCAUUCCCCUGGUACAUGCUCUUCAGGACAAAACUCUAUAAACAAUUUAAAUGGGGCAAGGAGACGUGUGAGAAAAUUGCCCAGAUCUACAUCGACAAGACAUUGGAGAGGUUGAAAAACACUAAUGAUGGAAAUGAGGCUCAUGAGAGUGAAGUCACUUUUCUGACGACUCUGUUGGAAUCAGGCAAGGUUUCCAAGGAGGAAGCGUUAGAUAUCACUGUUGACCUUUUUACUGCCGCAAUUGACUCGACAGCAUCAGCGUUAUCAUUCGCUAUCUACAAUCUGUCAAAACAUCCAGAAAAACAAGAAAAACUUUAUCAAGAAAUAAAAGAUGUCGUUGGUGAUGGCGGAGAUGUUACGGCUGACCAACUGGACAAGAUGCAUUAUUUAAAAGCAUGCAUAAAGGAAUCAUUUAGAUUAAACUUUCCCAUUGAGGGGGGAACACGUAGAAUACUAGAGGAAAGUUUGGAACUGGGUGGCUACAAAGUUCCCAAAGGGACGCUGAUCGCUAUGAACGCUCAGACGACUUGCCUCAUGGAGGAAUAUUUCGAUAAACCUUUUGAGUAUGUCCCCGAGCGUUGGAUGAAAGAUGGGAGCGCUGAACUGAACCCGCCACCAGCGUUCACCAUGAUGCCAUUCGGCUACGGUCCCCGGAUGUGCGUCGGGAGGAGGUUUGCAGAGCAGGAGAUAUACCUAGCGCUAAUGAAAAUGGUUGGGCAUUUCAAACUGGGAUAUACCGGAAAAGGAAUAGGGAUGCUAAACAGAGUGUUUACAAUGCCAGACUCUCCGCUUACAGUGACAUUUACUGAGAGAUAAGAACUAGCCUAGAUAUAGAUAUGAUAAAAAAUACUCACUGUACUUUUAUGUGCACCUGCAAUGCAUAGUCAACAUCAGUCUCAAAAUGAAAAUAUAUGAAUUCUAUA